AUGUUGGCAGCUAGAUCUAGUCAAAUACUUCGAAACCGUGGUGCUCAGCGGUUUUUCCAAUCAUCUGCCCGGGUGUUGGCCGACGUACAAGUCACUGUCGACGGCAAGACUGUCAACAUAGAAGCCGGCUCUUCAAUCAUUCAAGCUGCCGAUAAAGCUGGUGUAACGAUUCCUCGUUACUGUUACCAUGAUAAGUUGGCAAUUGCUGGUAACUGUCGUAUGUGUUUGGUCGAUGUCGAAAGAAUGCCCAAGUUGAUUGCAUCAUGUGCCAUGCCCGUCCAGAACGGGAUGGUGGUUCAUACCGAUUCCGAGAGAAUCAAGAAAGCUAGAGAAGGUGUGACAGAAAUGUUAUUGGAAAACCAUCCAUUGGAUUGUCCAGUUUGUGACCAGGGUGGUGAGUGUGAUUUACAAGACCAGUCACAGAGAUAUGGAAGUGACAGAGGUAGAUUCAAGGAGUUGGUGGGUAAGAGAGCCGUUGAAAACAAGGCAAUUGGUCCUUUGGUUAAGACUUCCAUGAACAGAUGUAUUCACUGUACCAGAUGUGUUAGAUUCAUGAACGAUGUGGCCGGGGCCCCAGAAUUGGGUACGGCCGGUAGGGGUAACGAUAUGCAAAUCGGUACUUAUAUUGAAAGAAACAUCAACUCUGAAAUGUCUGGUAACAUCAUUGAUUUAUGUCCUGUGGGGGCCUUAACUUCCAAGCCAUAUGCUUUCAGAGCCAGACCUUGGGAAUUGAAGAGAACUGAAACCAUCGAUGUGAUGGAUGCUAUUGGCUCCAACGUUAGAGUUGAUGCCAGGGGUAUUGAAGUCAUGAGAGUAUUACCUAGAUUGAAUGAUGAAGUUAACGAAGAAUGGAUCUCCGAUAAGUCCAGAUUUGCUUGUGACGGUUUGAAGACCCAAAGAUUGACUAAUCCUUUAAUCAGAAAUGGUAACUCCUUUGAUGUGUCUACUUGGGAUGAAGCCUUGGCCAAAAUCACCGAGGCUUUCAAGACCAUUCAACCAAAAGCCAAUGAAAUCAAAGCCAUUACUGGUGCGUUAACUGAUGCCGAGUCUAUGGUUGCCUUGAAGGACUUACUCAACAAAUUGGACUCUGAACACGUCACCACUGAUGUUCAGUUAUCCACCGAUGCCACUGGAUUCGAUGUCAGAGCUAACUACAUUUUUAACUCCACCAUCGAUGGAAUUGAAGAUGCCGAUCAAAUCUUAUUGGUGGGUACCAACCCCAGACAUGAAGCAGCUGUGUUGAAUGCCAGAAUCAGAAAGGUGUGGUUGAGAUCCGAAUUGGAAGUCAGCCAAAUUGGUGAAGAAUUCUCUUCUACCUUCGGAUUAGACCAUUUGGGUACUGAUUCCAAGGCCUUGAAGAAAGCUUUGGAUGGUGGAUACGGUAAAAAAUUGGCCCAGGCCAAGAAGCCAUUAAUCAUCGUUGGUUCUGGUGUGGCAGACUCUGAAGAUUUGAGUGCCAUUUACAAGAUUAUUGGAGAGUUUGCUUCAAAGAAUGCCAACUUCAAUUCCCCAGAGUGGAAUGGAGUUAACUUAUUACACAGGGAAGCUUCUAGAGCCGCAGCUUUAGACUUGGGAUUCCAAACCGUGUCCAAGCAAGUGGCAGAAACAAAGCCAAAGAUAAUCUAUUUGUUGGGUGCUGAUGAAAUUGCCAACAAAGACAUUCCAAAAGAUGCCUUUGUUAUUUACCAAGGACACCAUGGUGACUUGGGUGCGUCAUUUGCCGAUGUCAUCUUACCCGGUUCAGCUUACACGGAGAAGUCUGCUACUUAUGUCAAUACCGAAGGUAGAGUUCAAACCACCAGAGCUGCUGUUAACCCUCCAGGAGUUGCCAGAGAAGACUGGAAGAUCAUCAGAGCUUUAUCUGAGUACUUGGGACAAACAUUACCAUACAAUGAUAUUUAUGCCAUCAGAUCUAGAUUGGGACAAAUUGCCCCACAUUUGGUGAGACAUGAUGUGAUUGAACCAACCUCAUCAGAAGUUGCUACCAUUGGUCUCAAGGAUAUAACUACCAGAACCAAAUCCAUAACCACAGUUGGUGUACCAUUGAAGAAUCCAAUUAAGAACUUUUAUUUCACUGACGUGAUUUCGAGAUCUUCUCCAACCAUGGCUAAAUGUAUUGGGACCUUUGGAGCUAAAGUCGAUAAAAUUAUCGACGAAAAGCCCCAAAUCGACAUGGCUUAA
This is a messenger RNA of Yamadazyma tenuis ATCC 10573, 2181 nucleotides long. RefSeq lists its product as uncharacterized. The record is from RefSeq and is a predicted model, not a curated record. Gene Ontology annotation, molecular function: iron-sulfur cluster binding; NADH dehydrogenase (ubiquinone) activity. Lineage: Eukaryota; Fungi; Ascomycota; Pichiomycetes; Serinales; Debaryomycetaceae. Gene Ontology annotation, biological process: ATP synthesis coupled electron transport; cellular respiration. Gene Ontology annotation, cellular component: membrane.